CACGGGUUGACGCACUAACGUUACCCACAGCAAGGUUACAUGCGACUGGACUUAAUGGAUGAAGUUCGACAACACACGUUGUCCCGUUUUUGGAAUUGAUAUUGAUUUCCCCUGGUAACCAUGCGGCGUAGUAAGGCCGAUGUGGAUCGCUACAUUUCUUCAGUACAAAGCGCUUCUCCUUCAGUGAAAGAGAAACCCUUGAAAGGCUUCUUGUUCGCAAAAUUGUACUUCGAAGCAAAAGAAUAUGAGCUUGCAAAGAGACAUGUAUCAGCCUAUUUAUCAGUCCAGGAGAGAGAUCCCAAAGCGCACAAAUUCCUUGGUCAGCUCUAUGAACGUGACGGUGAUGUCAACAAAGCAGUGGGCUGCUAUAAGCGCUCAGUCGAUCUUAACCCAGCUCAGCGAGAUCUUGUACUUAAAGUGGCGGAGCUGUUGUGCAGUAAAGAUGAACGAGACAGCCGAGCAGAAUUUUGGGUUGAAAAGGCAUCCAAGCUUAUGCCUGGCAGCCCUGCUGUUUUUAAGCUAAAGGAGAAGCUGCUGAGCAGACAAGGACAGCAGGGCUGGAACCAGCUGUUUGAUCUCUUGCAGUCGGAGCUACAGUUGCGUCCAGGAGAUGCUCAUGUGAAUAUAAAACUUGUUGAGUUGCACUGCUCCGACGGAAGGUUGGAGGAAGCCGUCAAGCAUUGCUUGUCUGUUGAGAAGGCAGGAGUCCUUUGUAACAGCUUGGACUGGUACACCACUGUUGUGUGUACAUUGCAGGACUACCUAAGCCAACCAAGUGUGUCCAUAAAUGACAAGUCUUGCCGCAAGUUUCAAAAGGAGCUUCUCCUGGCCCACUGUAAUCUGUUGAGAUGUACACUUUCUGAGAAGGGAGUUGCACUGUGCGCAGAAGCCUUGCAGAAUUUUGAUCAUGCAAUGCAGUCUCUGAAGAACACUGCCACCAACACUACAGAUGAGCUUGCAGAGAUGUUCACUGAGCUAAAGGGUCACUUGUACCUUUAUGCUGGAACGUUGUUACUAAAGAUGGCCCUAGACCGUGAACAACAAUGGAGAGCUGUGGUGGACUUGGCUGCCCUUUGUUACCUCUUGGCAUAUCAGGUUCCUAGACCAAAGAUAAAAAGUUCUAAAGGUGACCACCCCCCUCAGCACCCACUGGAACUUCUAGCUUGUGACCGACAGAGCCAGGCUGGCCACAUGCUGCUGAAUCUGAGUCAGGAUGUUGACCAGCUUGUGAAGGAUGUUGUUGAAGCAUUUGGAAACAGAAGUGGCCAGGGGACCCUUUUUGACAUGCUGUUUGGUGCCGAAGCCCCAGCUUCUCUGUCCUUCAUUGGCAAUGACGACAUCCGUUCCAUCAGUGCCCAAGCUCCUGAGAUUGCAGAUCUCAUCAAAGCUGAUAAUGGUGCAAUUCUAUGCGGCGGAGACUUGCAGCGUCUUACCUGGCUGGGAUUGCAGUGGUAUUUUAUGGCUCAAAGACCGGCUCUUCGAGAAUGGCUGAAGCAGCUUUUUCCUCGCCUCACCCUUGAAACCUCCAAGCUGGAUACAAACACACCAGAGUCUAUCUGUCUGCUUGACUUGGAGGUCUUUCUGUCUGGAGUGGUGUUUACGAGUCACACUCAACUUCAAGAGACUGCCAAGAUCUCUGCCAGCUCACAGCUACAUGAGCCCAGAUGCUUGCCCUUGCAGGUCAUGAAGCUUUUGUCCACAGACAGACAAAGACAGUGGUGGGACGCCGUGUACACACUCAUCCAUAAAAAGGCCCUACCUGGAACAUCAGCAAAACUGCGAAUGGUUGUUCAACACGGAUUAAGCACUCUUCGAGCUGGGGAGAAACAUGGUUUGCAGCCAGCACUGCUCAUACACUGGGCCCAACACCUCAGCGAAACGGGUGUUGGUGUAAACUCUUACUAUGACCAGAAAGACUACACUAGCCGUAGUGUGCACUAUUGGAAAGUGGUGCUCACUCUCCUGGAAAAGGUUAAAAAGCGAAGAGGCAUCCCUGAACCUCUUGAUCCACUGUUCCUGCAUUUUCCCAGUAAAGACAUACAGGUUUUGGAGGUUAAAGGCUAUGAAGAAGAAGCCAUGAUUGCCUUUGCUACACUUCUAGAUAUUGAGGGCAAAACCGAAGAGGCAAUUGCCACUCUUGAGGGUAUUAAUAGCAUCUCCUCUAAUUGGCAACUUGCAAGGAUAUUUCAGAGACUUUCAGAGGAGGCUGGUAAUGGUGUUGAGGAAACACAAGAUCGUUGUAUGACAUUCCUGAAGAAGUUCCGGAAGCAUCUGAUGAAAAUUUACAAUGCCAAUGCAACUGAAGUUGACAAGGUUUGGACUGUUGUGAAGCUUCCAGUAUCAAUGGAGGAAGUUAUGGACCUGCUAGAAGAAGUAAAUCAACAGCUGGGUGAAAAUGGUGAUGUCAUGGAUGAGGACGAAAGCCGUCCCCUCCACUCUAGCCCACACCAACUCUCAGAACCAGCCGCUGCAAGUUCACAGAUAAAAUUCUCUCCAUCACCAUCAAAGAAUAUAUCUUCUCCUUCCAGGAGACACAUGUUCUCUCCGAAGACGCCACCUCAUUGGGCAGAGGACCAGAAAUCUCUUCUUCAAAUGCUGUGUCAGACAGUUGAAGCACUAAAAAAUGAAGUUCAUGACUUGAGACUCAACUCCUCUGAUACAGCCGCCUCCCCACAUCACAGGGUUUAUGGUGAAGGAUAUAGUGCUGAAACCCUACAAGAGUCUUUUCCAGCUGCACAAACAUUCCAUGGUGCCCCUCUUACAGUAGCCACCACAGCUCCCAAUGUGUACUACAAUCAGUCUCCUGCUUACAACACGCAGUUUCUUCUACGUCCUGCUGCAAACGUUACACCAACAAAGGCACCAGUGUAUGGAAUCAACCGUCUGCCACCUCAGCAACAUAUGUAUGCCUAUCAGCAGCCCACACAUACUCCACCGCUGCAGACAACACCAGCAUGUGUUUAUCCUCAAGACUUUGGGGCACCACUUCGCUUUGAGUCACCAGCAACAAGUUUACUCUCCCCAUACAGUGAAGAAUACUACAGCCACAGUGUUCCUCCUCCUACAACCAAUCCACCUCUGCCAGAGCCUGGAUACUUCACCAAACCAUCUGUUGUCUCUGCUUCCCAGCCUCCAAAGACCAGUGAAGGAAAAACUUUGGACUUUGGAAAGAUAAGCUUUGGUCAGCCUGCUGAACCCUCCAAAGUGCCAGCCUUUGGCACCCAGUCAACAUCUACAAUGCCAUCUGCUGCCUUCAAAUUCAAUUCUAAUUUUAAAUCUAAUGAUGGUGACUUCACAUUCUCAUCCAGUCAGGUGAAAAACAGCGAAAGUCUCUUGGGACUUUUGACAUCAGACAUGCCUAGGAAUGAUGGACAAUCAGAAUCAAAACCCACAACUCAAGACCAGACACAGAGUCAAAGUGGGGUGUUUACAUUUGGCAGUCAAAAUGUAUCUGGGUUUUCUUUUGCUGAUGCUGCACAAAACAAGACCGGUUUAUUUGACAAACCUGAACAAACAUUUAGCUUCUCGGAGCUUGGCAAGUCAGUGACUGUGGAGCAAGAGGAUAAAGCUGGAGAGAGUGAUAAUGAUAGCACACAUGUUGAAGAGGAUGAAGAUGGACCACAUUUUGAGCCCAUUGUACCUUUACCUGAUAAAGUAGAUGUUAAAACUGGCGAAGAGGAGGAAGAGGAGAUGUUCUGCAACAGGGCUAAGCUAUUCCGAUUUGACACAGAGGCAAAGGAAUGGAAAGAGAGAGGAAUUGGGAGCAUCAAAAUUUUGAAGCACAAGACAUCAGGCAAAGUACGUUUGCUAAUGAGGAGGGAGCAGGUCCUUAAGAUCUGCGCCAACCAUUACAUCACUGCUGACAUGGUUUUAAAGCCAAAUGCUGGAUCUGAUAAGUCCUGGGUUUGGUAUGCUAUGGACUAUGCAGACGAAAUGCCAAAGACUGAACAACUCGCAAUUCGUUUUAAAACAUCAGAUGAGGCUGCCCUCUUCAAGGCAAAAUUUGAGGAGGCACAAAAAGUCUUACCAAAAUCACCACAAAAACAAGAUAAGCUGGACGGAAGCAAAGAAACUGAAAUGGCACCAGCGAAAGGGUUGGAUCUCAAAGCCCAGUUUGCUAAAAAAGAUGGUGAAUGGGACUGUGAUGUGUGCUGUGUUCGGAAUGCCUCUUCAGCUAAGCAUUGUGCUGCUUGUCAGACUCCUAACCCUAACUGUGCAAAAACUGAAGAACCAUCUGAAGAACCGAAAGGAUUUCCUCCAGUUAUCACAUCAGCAGGUGGGUUUACCUUUGGCAUUACCGGAGAGGCUGCAAAAGACACUAGCACUUUAUCUAAAGGAUUUUCUUCCUUUGGGUCACAGAUACCAGUUUCAUUUAAGUUUGGAACCAGCUCCUCGUCGACAUCAGCAUCCAUAAGUGAUCCUUCUGGGGCCACGUCAACUACUUCAUUUGGGGCUGAUUUUGGGGCUAACACAACAAACAAAACUACAGCAGAUGCCUCAACAAAGUCUUCAUUUUCAUUUGGAACUGGAUUUGGUGCUCAGUUUGCUAAGAAGGAAGGAGAAUGGGACUGUCCUACUUGUUGUGUAAGAAAUCCGGCCUCUUCAAGUAGCUGUGCUUCAUGUCAAACUCAGAACCCAUCAAGCAAAGGUGAUGAAGGAGCACCGAAAGCCUCCUCAUUUGCAUUUGGAACUGGAUUUGGUGCUCAGUUUGCCAAGAAGGAAGGAGAAUGGGACUGUCCUACUUGUUGUGUAAGAAAUCCGGCCUCUUCAAGUAGCUGUGCUUCAUGUCAAACUCCGAACCCAUCAAGCAAAGGUGAUGAAGGAGCACCGAAAGCCUCCUCAUUUGCAUUUGGAACUGGAUUUGGUGCUCAGUUCGCCAAGAAGGAAGGAGAGUGGGACUGUCCUACUUGUUGUGUAAGAAAUCCGGCCUCUUCAAGUAGCUGUGCUUCAUGUCAAACUCCGAACCCAUCAAGCAAAGGUGAUGAAGGAGCACCGAAAGCCUCCUCAUUUGCAUUUGGAACUGGAUUUGGUGCUCAAUUUGCUAAGAAGAAAGGGGAAUGGGACUGUCCUACUUGUUGUGUAAGAAAUCCAGCCUCUUCACGUAGUUGUGCUUCAUGUCAAACUCAGAACCCAUCAAGCAAAGGUGAUGAAGGAGCACCAGAAGCCUCCUCCAGUGUUUCAGGUUUUGGCUCCCAAUUUGCCAAGCAGGAUGGACAGUGGGACUGUGACCAGUGUCUUGUCAGAAAUGAGCCAACGUCUUCAAAUUGCAUCUCCUGCCAAGCCCCUGGUCCUGUUAAGCCAUCUCAAGGUGGAUUAGCAGCUAUGUUUGGAAAGAAAGAUGGACAGUGGGAUUGUGAUGCCUGUUUGGUAAGAAAUGAGGGCUACGCCAGCCAGUGUGUCUCUUGCCAGACACCCAAUCCCAGCGCAAAAAGCUCAACUACUUCGGGAUUUUCAAGCUCCUCCCUCAGCUUUAACCCUAGAGCUCCAACCAAAAUCAGCCAACCCACUGGUACAGGAUUUACAAGCAGUGGUCCCUUCCAAUUUGGUCCGAGUAAAGAGCCAAGCGCCCCCAGCAGCACAGGUUUCUCCUUUUCAAUCCCAACUGGUGGCUUUAAGUUUGGCAGCCAGGAGCCUGCUAAGGAAACAAAAGCCACUGAGAGUGAAACUGCUUCUGUUGGUUCUGCAUCGAUGUUUCUGAAAAACAUUGCAGAACAGCAUAGAGAAAAAGAAGAGAGAUCCACAUUGACAUCUUCUGAUGAGAAAUCUGAACAAGAUGAAAAUCCCCUCUUCCACCCCAAGCCCAACUCAUUCAGCUUUGCAGACCUGGCAAAAUCUAAAGAAGGCUUCCAGUUUGGCCAAGAAGAUCCCAGUUUCAAAGGGUUUGCGGGAGCAGGUGAACAACUUUUCUCUGUCCCUCAGUCAAACCAGAAAGAAGACGCCUCUGCAGAUCAAGAUGAAGAGGAUAUGUAUAAGACUGAUGAGAAUGAUGACAUUCAGUUUGAGCCAGUGGUGCAGAUGCCUGAAAGAGUAGAACUUGUCACCGGUGAAGAGGAUGAGGAGGUUCUUUACUGUCAUCGUGUGAAACUGUUCAGAUUUGACCCUGAAAUAAGUCAAUGGAAAGAGAGAGGAGUUGGCAACCUUAAGCUUCUGAAGAACUCUGUGAAUGGAAGGUUGAGGGUCCUUAUGAGGAGAGAGCAAGUCUUGAAGGUUUGUGCAAAUCACUGGAUCACUACAACAAUGAAUCUAAAGCCUCUCGCUGGAUCAGACCGUGCUUGGAUGUGGCUUGCGAAUGACUUUGCUGAUGGAGAUGCGAAGUUGGAGCAACUUGCUGCCAAAUUCAAAACACCAGAGCUGGCAGAAGAUUUCAAAUUAAAGUUUGAUGAGUGUCAAAAGCUUCUGUUGAACAUUCCUCUUCAGACACCCCAUAAACUGGUUGAUACCGGUAGAACAGCACAUCUGAUUCAGAAAGCAGAAGAAAUGAAAUCUGGUCUUAAAGACCUUAAAUCUUUCUUGACUGAUGACAAAAAGAUCAAAGAUGAUGAGUGUAAAGACAUUACAUCAACUAGUAAUGCGUCUGGGCUGUUCAUCAAACCUCAUGCUGAGACUACUGGUCCCACUUUGGAAUGGGACAAUUAUGAUUUACGAGAGGAAGCUCUUGAUGACAGUGCAGACACAUCUGUUUAUGCCUCCCCAUUAGCUAGCAGUCCUAUUCGUAAGAAUUUGUUCCGCUUUGGGGAAUCCACUGAUGGGUUUAAUUUCAGCUUCCAACCUGUUCUUAGUCCUGCAAAGUCACCAGCCAAAGUAAAUCAGAGCAGAGUGUCUGUUGGGACAGAUGAUGAGCAAGACACAACUCAAGAGGAAGAGCGGGAUGGUCAGUACUUUGAGCCUGUUGUGCCAUUACCUGACCUUGUGGAGAUAUCAACUGGGGAAGAAAAUGAGCAAGUGGUUUUCAGCCACAGGGCCAAGUUGUACCGGUAUGACAAAGACCUGAGCCAGUGGAAGGAGCGUGGUAUUGGAGACCUUAAAAUUCUACAGAGUUAUGACACCAAACGAGUGAGGCUUAUCAUGAGACGGGAUCAAGUUCUUAAACUGUGUGCAAACCAUUGGAUAACCAGCAUAAUGAACCUUGAGCCAAUGAAGGGUGCUGAUGAAAAGGCUUGGAUCUGGAGUGCUUUCGAUUUUACUGAAGGAGAAGGCAAAGUGGAGCAGUUGGCAGUCCGGUUCAAGCUACAAGACACUGCCAAAGCUUUCAAAGAAAUAUUUGAUGAAGCAAAGGUUGCUCAGGAUAAAGAGAUCCUCGUCACACCAGUGUCCUCAAGGGAAGGUCCAUCACAAGAGACUAUAUGUGGUAAAGCUGCUAUAGCUGUUCUUGAAGAGACCACACGUGAACGCACUGACUUGUCUUCUGAGACAUUCUAUACACCAGAAAACAAAACUGCCACUUCACCCAGUCCUAUGGCUGUCUCCAAAACUGUGGUUUCUCCACCUAAAUUUGUCUUUGGUACAGAUUCAGUCCAGAAAAUAUUUGGGAGCCCCCCUGCAAAAGAUGUAUCAUCUGGCAUACCCACGGAACCCAAAGAAAAAGCUCCAAGCACAUCAGCCUCCAGUCAGCCAGCCAUACCUGCAUUCAAGGUCCCUGAAGGAGCUGGCGCACAAACAAAGAAAGAUGAAGCCAUCUCAAGUGCUAGUACCGGUGCGGCGGAUGACCGGGCAGACUCUGAGGAAAUUGAAAUUGUGUAUGUGCGUGAGCCCACAAGGGGGCAGGCAGAGCUUGCCCGACAGUUGAUGCUUCCCCUCACAUUCUUCUGUUAUAAGAAUGAGCCAGGGUACAUCAGUGACGACGAUGAGUGUGAUGAAGAUUUUGAGACUGCUGUGAGAAACCUCAAAGGAAAGUUGUAUCCUGAUCAACUGGAAGAAAGAUCUGGAGCAGCAAGCAGUGAUGGUACAUCCCAUGAUGUCAAAGAUCCUGAGUGCACGAUAAUCUGGGAGAAAAAACCAACCCCAGAGGAAGAGAGGAAAGCCAAGAGCCUACAGCUUCCCUCAACCUUUUUCUGUGGAGUGGGCAGUGACUCGGACACUGAGAAGGAUAAGGCUGAAGACUAUGAAACCGAGGUCCGGAAAGUGCAAGAAGCUCUGGAUGAGCAGAAAACUGAAGAUGCAGAGUCCUUUGAGGCUACAGGGUCAGGCACAAGUGAGGUCAAGACGGUGUCAGAACCUUCAUCCAUGCCAGAACCUUCAUCCAUGCCAGAACCUUCAUCUAUGCCAGAACCCUCAUCUGAAGAACCAGCUGAUGGUGCUAGCAGUGGCAGCUGUCCCAUUGACCUUUCUACGAGAAAGAGCACAGAAUGUUAUUCCAGUGGAAGUCAAGAUCCUCCAAAUGCAUUUGGUUUUGACUCAAUGGGAGGAUUCUCAUUUGCCGAUUUGGCUAAGAGCUCUGACGAUUUUGCUUUUGGGUCAAAAGAUUCGGAAUUCUCCUGGGCAAAUGCUGGGGCCUCUGUGUUUGGCACAGUUGUAAAACCAGAGUCCAAAAAUGAUGGAGAAGGGGAGGGAAGUGAUGAUGAUGAGACAUCAAACAAUGUAGAAAUCCACUUUGAGCCAAUCGUGUCAUUGCCAGAGGUUGAAGUCAAGUCUGGUGAAGAAGAUGAAGAGAUCUUGUUUAAGGAGCGCACCAAGUUGUAUCGCUGGGAUCGCGACUUGAACCAGUGGAAAGAACGAGGGGUGGGUGACAUCAAAAUUCUGUUCCACCCUGUCAAAAAGUACUACCGCGUGAUCAUGAGACGAGAGCAGGUGCUGAAGGUGUGUGCCAACCACACAAUCACAGAAUUUAUUGAGCUGAAGCCUAUGAACACCUCUGCCAAUGCCUUGGUUUGGACAGCCACAGACUAUGCAGAGGGAGACGGUAAAGUUGAGCAACUUGCUGCCAAGUUUAAGACUCCAGAGCUAGCUGAAUCCUUCAGGAAAACAUUCACAGACUGUCAGGCUCGCAUGUCCCAGGUAGAUGACUCCUCCCAGUUGUCCAAAGCCCAAGAGCAUUCAAAAGAGAGCAAUCCGCUGGUGUACUUCACCGUUGCUGUUGACGACCAGCCUAUUGGAACGAUUACCAUGGAGCUGUUCUCUCACAUUGUACCGAAAACAGCAGAAAACUUCAGGGCCCUGUGUACUGGCGAAAAAGGCUUUGGAUUCCGCAACUCUAUUUUCCAUAGAGUCAUCCCAGACUUUAUGUGUCAGGGCGGCGAUAUUACCAAUCAGGAUGGCACUGGAGGACGAUCCAUUUAUGGAGGCAAGUUUGAGGAUGAGAACUUUGAUGUCAGGCACACAGGACCAGGCUUGUUAUCCAUGGCAAAUCGAGGGAGGGACACCAACAAUUCCCAGUUUUUCAUCACCCUGAAGAAAGCAGAGCACUUGGAUUUCAAACAUGUUGCAUUUGGCUUUGUAAAAGAUGGCAUGGACAUUGUGAAACAGAUGGGAGAACUUGGCACAAAGACCGGGAGGCCCAGCAAAACAAUUGUCAUUACUGAUUGUGGACAACUGUAGUAUGUUCCUUUUAAGGAAUGUUGCACUUGCUCUUUCUUCUAAAUUUCCUAGAGGACUUUCCUUCUCUAAUUCCUGAUCUGCAUAUGUGUGUAUAAUAUACAUGUUGUUAACCUUUUUUAAAAAAAAUAAAUAGCAUGUCCUAAUAAAGUUAAACACUGGCAGUAAAUCUGUCAUCAUGUUUUGUAUAAUUAUGUUCUUUUCAUUUCAUUAAAGAAUGAGUGGUUGACUGAA
This is a messenger RNA of Alosa sapidissima (American shad), 9765 nucleotides long. It is a transcript of the gene ranbp2, whose product is annotated as RAN binding protein 2. Gene Ontology annotation, molecular function: GTPase activator activity; protein binding; peptidyl-prolyl cis-trans isomerase activity. Gene Ontology annotation, biological process: protein folding; protein peptidyl-prolyl isomerization; intracellular transport. NCBI's taxonomy places the organism in Eukaryota, Metazoa, Chordata, Actinopteri, Clupeiformes, Clupeidae. Gene Ontology annotation, cellular component: nuclear pore; cytoplasm. Bases 121 to 9534 code for a protein of 3137 amino acids. The transcript is spliced from 28 exons. The record is from RefSeq and is a predicted model, not a curated record.